Pan troglodytes (chimpanzee) is the source of this 2296-nucleotide messenger RNA. RefSeq names its product protein FAM90A27P. NCBI's taxonomy places the organism in Eukaryota, Metazoa, Chordata, Mammalia, Primates, Hominidae. The coding region runs from base 396 to 2075 and encodes 559 amino acids. The record is from RefSeq and is a predicted model, not a curated record. The transcript is spliced from 9 exons.
AUAGGGUAAAUCUGGGGGCUCAUGGAAAGGACGCUAUUGAGGCAGAGCACCUGUAAAUGUAGAUUGACAGUGAACAGGAGACAGCGCACAGAGGCUUAAAAGGGACAAGGAGUGGACUCACAACUGAGUCAUGGAUAGACUCUAGUUUCAGUUCAUGAACAGCAAAUUAUGAUUCUGUAAAACACCCCCGAGAAUGCUUAAAAGUUAGCAUUCAGUAGAGGGCCACAGGGAGCAUCUGGGAUGUGCAACAUGCCACAGCAUUUUCUCUUCUCCUUCAGGACACCAGAAGCCCCACUGUGAGGAGUAGAGUCUGCAGAGGGUCCACUUACCUGAGCGACUGCUAGAGGGAAGGAAGACAACAGGGAAAGAGAAUCCCUCGGGCAGAACCAGCAGUGAUGGACCCCAACACUCUCUCCAUGGAACAGGGGAAGCAGUUCUUAAAGCAGUGCGGGAUCCCACAAAGAGAUAUUGACUUGAUGACAGAGAAAUGGGUUGUUCUCGCCUCUGUGGAGGUUCUUCUGCGAUUUCCUCUGAAGCCAGGAGAGGAUCCGACCGCCCGCUGUGUCUCGAAUAAAAAAUGCCAGGCUUCAGUGGACCGGCCCCCCACAAUUUCACAGAGACGUGGAUACCAAGACAAGUGGAAAUCCAACAACCAUUUAAUGAAGAAGACUGAUCAGAAGUUCAAGGACCUGCCACAGAUGGCCCGUCAUUCCGUCCAUCAUCAGGCUCAGAGGCCCCCCAGAGCCAAAAACCCACAGGAGCAGCAGAGGAGACCCAUGGGGCGGACGACUCCCUCAGCAGAGCAGGAGGAAUCCAGGGUGAAAUGCAAGAACUGCGGGGCCUUUGGGCACUCAGCCAGGAGCAAGACCUGCCCCAUUAAGAGCUGGAGUGGGGCCCUUCCUCUGCAGGCCCUGGGCUCACACAAGGAGAAGGAGAACCUGAAACCAGCAAAGGCCCAGCUACCCCAGGCUCCAGGGCCCUUUAUGAGGAAUGAUAGAGAAAAGGAGCGAAGUCCAAGUCCCCAGCAGCAGCAGAGCAAAGCUCCGACGCAGACAUUUCCCAGAACUCCCCAAGAGAAAAUGCAGGAAGCCUGGAAGGAGCCAGCAGAAGACUGUUUGUUCCUGAGGCAUCCUACCAUGCCACUGCCUGUCCACACCACCAAGAAGCGACCUGUCCUGGGCCCUGUGUCCACAGGUCCACCGCCUGUCAACAAACCCGAGAUGAGAUUACUCUGCCCUUCGGGUCACAACGAUGGACCUCAACUGAGCACCUGUGGACCCACCAAGGGACACGGCGGGGACGUUACUGCCUCCCUGCUCCCUGUUCUGCAGAGCUCCCACCAGACCCCCACUCUCAGUGCCAGGCUGCCAGCCAACAGGCCCGACGUGUCCUCCCACGGUGCUCUCCAGCCUGCCAUGAAGGCAUUUGCCCUGGGUCCUGACCUUAAAUCCCAGGCAGAAAUCAAACAUCCCGACACAGAUGCAAAGCCCAGACCACAGCAAGUCAGACAACAGUGUGGCCAGGACUCCAGAACCCAGGCACCAGACAAGGAGCCUGCCCCCGUGCCCACCCAGACUUUCCAGAACCCCGCAAAGAAAGCAAGAUUCAGCUCCUUCCAGACCCCUGCACUGAGAACUCAGCUCCCGGAUGUGCGCGCUGUGCAGACACUCCAGCCUCCCGGCACUGCAACUGGACUUGGAUCCAAACAGGCACCCGAGGCGACCACAGAGACAGCAGCCACCAAGACAGCAACCCUGCAGCCCAGAGUCAACCUCCAGCCCGCACCCAGCUCACCUUUCCUGGGCCCAGCCCAGGGCUGCCCCGUCCUCCAGCCUGGACCACCCACUCAUGUUCCAGGGAGGCCCGGCAGUGUCACCUUCAUGAGAGGGGACGAGGGAGAGAAGAGCCCCAGGUUCAGAACGCCUCCCACAUCCCAUCCUCCUGAAAACUCUGCUUCCGCUCAGAGCCCUCGCUUCUCAAGGCAGCCUGAGGGGCGGGGUCCCCAGGUCUCAACGAGUGUCCUCUUUGAGGACCUUCUGGUCACUUCCUCCUCUGAGGACAGUGACAGUGACUGAGGCCCCCAAGGCAAGAAGACCCAGCUUCAAGCCCAUGCGACUUGGAAGUGGCUGAAAGGCUGAGAAGGGGAGAGGCAGGAAGCAGCCCUGUGCGGGGUCAGCCCUUCCCUGGCAGUGGUGUCUGUUCAAACGUGGACCCCAGAUACUAUCGGGGAUCAACGAACCCUGCCUAUUUACAUUAUGUAAAUUUAACCUGUAUUAAAAUGAGGCUGUUGAAAGUG